CCCAGCAUGAAGAAACUGCUGAGCAGUCUAGUGUCCCUGAACAACAUGAUGAGCCUGAGGAUGUGGAUGCAGAAUCAGAGAGAAUUGUUAGGAAAUCGACAAGAACUUCAGUCAUUGUUAGGAAAGCUCUAUGCAAGCAACAAUGAAAGAGAAAGAGGAUAAGUUGGAUGGAGAUGCAGCUUUGAACAAAUUUUUCUGGGACAUAUAUCAAGAUGCUGACGAGGACACGAGAAGAGCCAUGAGAAAAAUCUUUUAUGGAUACAGUGUUUGACAUGGAUCUUAAAGAGGAUGUGCAAGAAGAGUGUUCAAAAUAUGGCCUGGUGAAGCAUAUUUAUGUUGACAAGGCCUCUCUGGGUUCCUCUGUCGGAACCGAUCACCGCUGUGCCCACCAGAAGUUCAGCGAACAGGAGGACUUCCCCGCCACCAGAAGUUCAGCGAACAGGGCCGACAGUAGCUGUCGCCGCCUAUCGUGGUUCACCCAACAGCCAUUGCUCCAGUCGCGCCAUCGUCGGCCGCCUUUUCCAUCAGAUCCGAUUGUUUUGUGUCAAUAUCUAGCCAUUGCCGGCCGCUUUUUCUCCAGAUCUGCUAGCCAUCAUCGCUGUCGUCCAUCAUCGGCCGUCAUUGCCUUCCAUUGCUGCGCCGCCACCUCAGAUUCGGUCUUCCGUCCACUGUCGCUGCCUCGCCCUAAGGUCGACGCCGCCCUUGGGUUCUGUUCGGCUAGCUGACGACGUCCGUGCCAGUUGUAUUGUCCUAGCUGAUCGGGUGCAUCUCUUCUGUUGGCAAAAGAUCUUUAGCCUACCAUUGUUGGCUGUUCAGCCAACCCAGAUCUGAACUCAGAUCUGGUUUAACCCAUUGGGCCGCUCCAGACCUAUCACAGACUGCCAGCCCGUUCAAGAUCUAUUUUCUUGCCCAGAUUUGACCUAAAUUUGAUCAGCCACAAACAAGACCCUUCAGAAAAGAGCAGCUUAAUCAAAUUAUGAAACUGCUACAGUCCGAUUCAUUACCUGGUAUAUUUAAUUGUUCUUUGGCUCAUUCAGGUAGAACUCCUUUAGCCUUGUCAAGUUUCUUAAAAUCUACUCCAUGGAUCAUUGAUUCAGGGGCAUUUGAUCACAUGACCAGCUUGUCCAAUCUAUUCGAUUCAUAUAAUCCUUGUUCAGGUAGUGAAAAAGUAAGGAUAGCAGAUGAUAGUUUUUCCUCUAUUGCUGGCAAAGGCCUCAUUAAAAUCUCUGAAAAUAUUGAUCUUCAAUCAGUACUUCACGUUCUUAAACUUACUUGUAAUCUUUUGUCUGUCAGCAAACUUUCCAA
Messenger RNA from Diospyros lotus (date-plum), 1305 nucleotides. RefSeq lists its product as uncharacterized. The coding region runs from base 255 to 725 and encodes 156 amino acids. The record is from RefSeq and is a predicted model, not a curated record. The transcript has 4 exons. Lineage: Eukaryota; Viridiplantae; Streptophyta; Magnoliopsida; Ericales; Ebenaceae.